UGUGUGAUAGAAACACCCACGUCAAAACAAUAGUGGCAGUGGCAAUUUUGUGAUAAAAACUUGAAUAAAAAUCGAAUUAAAAUCAAAUUACCACUGAAAAGAAGUCCUUUUCGAAAAUGGGACUUCUUUUUUCAUCACUUUCGACUAAAAUGAUAUAAACCUAAACCUACCAAUCGUGCUUUUUUUUUUUUUUUUUUUUUUUUUUUUGAAAGUCAUAUUAUUCUAUCAGUUUUUAAGAUUUGAAACCUACCUAUUAUCACACACACGCAGAAUCAUGGAUAGCAAAGAAUACGAAAUGGUAAGAAAUAUGACGUUACUGUUCUUCUUCGAGAAACUGAUGGAUAAAGGAGGCCCUAGAACUCUACACGAUCUAAGCUGUCAAUUCGGAGCCAAAGGAUUCACGAAAGAAAUGAGACAGAUCGCUGGUGGUUCUCAAUCAGGAUUGAAGAAAUUCCUGACCCAGUAUCCUUCCCUUUUCACCGUCGAUGGUGAACACGUCUAUGCAUCGUUCUCACUGCCAGAGAAUAACGAAGACGAAACCUCAGGCUCGAAUAAAUCGUUAAACGUGCAUAAACGAGAUUACGUUAACGAAGCUGUAGAGUAUUUCAGUAACAAACUGAAACAAUACGGCGAAGGUACCGAAGUACCUAUUAAAAGUUUAUUGGGACAUCGUUCGCAAGCUUCGCCCGAAGUUCGUCAUAUUUCCGGACAACAUCUGAAAGAUUUCAGAGAUUUCUUACUACGGUAUCCGGAAACUUUCUGCGUGAUCGAAGAUAACGUCAUAUUGGCCGAAUACAUCGACAGCGAACGACAACCGUUCAAGGAGCUGGAAGAAACUGAAAUCGAUCCUCAAGUCACUGGUAAAUUACUUUCGUUUUGUAAAGAUCUUCUCAGAUCCAGAGGACCUUUACUGGUGGAUCAACUUUUCCAUUGUAUAAGCGAUCAGUUGCCCGAAGAGAUGUGGUUCUCGGUGUGCAAAACAGCUGCGGAUUUGUCUACGUUCUUGAAGAUGUAUUCGGAUGUGUUCGAUAUUAAAUCGAACUUGGUUUCGUUAACGUUGAAUUUGGCUGAGAAACCACCGUGUGCGAAACCUCUAUCGGUGACGGUUGCUGUCGAAGAAAAAACACCGAAGUAUGCGAAUGGACAAGCUGCCUAUAUACCGCUUUCACCUCCUGAAGAUUCGCCCAAAGUUCAACAGACUAAUAACCGACCUCAGAGUUUGAAACAGAGAAUUAAUUCUUUAUUAAUGAAAGCGUUGGCUGAAAAUACCGAAAAAGAUCGCAGUUUUGUUACGUCGAUGAAUAAUAGUAACGUAGCUGUAUCGACCAGUGCUCAUAAUGUUAGCAAUAAUAAUACUAAUAAUGGUAGCAACGGUGUGUCGAGUAAUGGAGAGAGCUGGAAAGCGAAGUUAUUACAGAGUUCGAAAAUCAUCGUUAAUCCUAGAGAAUGUACUUUGAUUAUCGAGGAUAUUUUCAAACAGGAGAAUCCGGUAGUCUCGUUCGACUGCGAAGGAAUUAAUAUAGGUGUUAAAGGGCAAAUAACUUUGUUUCAAAUAUGUACUACCAAAGAAAACGUUUACGUUUUUGAUAUCGUCACAUGUCCUUUGUUGAUAAACAACGGUGGCCUGCAACGUUUAUUGGAAUCGGAAAAUAUUCUGAAAGUCAUGCACGAUUGCCGCAAUAUCAGCGUUAAUUUGUAUAAUCAAUUCGGAAUUACUCUACGGAAUAUAUUCGAUACUCAGGCUGCUCAUGCACUGCUGCAUUUUCAAGAGACUGGUAAACCCGUUUACAAAACGAAGAAUAUAUCUUUAAGUUCUUUAUGCGAGUCGUAUUCUGUACCCGUUAGUCUGACGAAAGAUCAGUUGAAAUAUUUAUGCCAUCGUGAUUAUAAAUUUUGGGCCAGAAGACCUCUAUCGAGAGAUAUGCUACUGUGUGCAGCUGCAGAUGUUGCAGCUCUAGUGCCUUAUAUUUAUAAUAUUAUGCGUCGGCAAAUCAGUUCGGAUUUAGAAUUUUUAUUAUGGGAACUGAGCGAAGAACAGGUGUACAUGUAUAUUAGACCUGAUGAAGUGAAACAACGUAAAAAACAAAGAAAAAUAGAAAACGAGCUCGCCGAUUUGCAAACGAAACUAGCCGCUGUUUCCAAUUCUAGUCGUAAUAUUGUGCUCAGUAACCGUGAAAUUCGUUUAUUGCGGUAUCUUGAUUUGACUGAAGAAGAAAAAGAGAAAUUAAAGGGUUCGUACAAAGUGGCGAAAAAAUUGGAAAAGUUGGAGUCUAAAUCAAAAGAUACUGAAGAAGGGGAUGGAGAAUUUCAAAGUUUGGAGAGCUGCGUUAGUGAAAAAUCGACUGCUUCGGAUAAUUCAUUACCAGGUGUACUUUCUCCAACGUUUUCAUCCGAACCGCCCAGUAUCACAGAAUCGAUGCAAAUGGUCGACGAAAUCUUAUCCGAUACAAAGCUCGAUAGACUCGACCGGAUCGAGAAACUGGAGGAAGUUUUGAAUUCCGUUAUAGCCAGACACGAAAACACGUCUUCCAAUAAUAACAACAACACUUACUGCUGCAAUUGUCAUUGUCACAACGAAACAUCAACUGUGAACCAUAAAUCAGUUUCAGUAUCGACUACCGAAGCGGACUGCCAAACCCUUUCCACCGGUGAUAUUGUGAUCACCAAUGUCUUCUACGAGGAAAACCCCAAAUGCCAAGAGAAAACUCUUAUCGCUUCUGCGAGGAAGUGAUUAUUGAGAAUGAUCUAACUCACAUCAUCGUUGGUAAAAUUCAACUUCGAUCAAAACAUAUUUUUCUGAGUCGUAAGUAAUACGUACAUUGAGUAUUUCUUACGGAUAAAAUACGAGUAUGAAAAUCCAUCUGCUGCAAUGUUGUUUUUUAAAAAUAUACCUACACUCUUUCCCUCCGUGUUAAGUGAUAUUCGCGAUAAAAAUCAGUUACCAUCUUUGUCUUACGAUUAUAGUAUUAUAUUUGUAGACUUGUUCAACAUCAGAAUUUAAAUAAGUUCAUUUUAGAAUUGAAUUUAACGAUUGGCCCCAGUUAGAACGGUAAUAAUUCAUUAUGUGAUAUUAGAUAAUUUGCCAUAGUAGGAAUUAAAUAAUUAUUAACAUGGAAAAAAUGGAAAUAGAGUCCAUUUUUUCAUCGUAAGGUAAGUGCACCUAAUAACGCCCACCUCUUGAAAAUUGUAUUAGUAAAUGAAAAACUUUGGUAAUAAAGCCAGAUUGUCUUCAGAAGUUUAUAUUGCAACCUAAGAUUACAAUUACCCGAAAAUUCCACUUUUUAACACAAUUUUGAAUUUUUUUGUGGGGUGGGCGUAAUUAGAAACAGUAGUUUUUUCUUUGUUUAUUUAAAGUAUUCGUUGGUGAGGAUUUUGAGGAUGAAUCAAGCACAUUUAUAUGAACUACAGGAUCGCCUCUUAGUUCCCAGCUUAUUGGUCAAGUUUUGUUUACAGUUUGAAGUUCCUGAAAUUGUCAUUUAAAUAAAGUGGGCCUUAUUAGGUGCACUUAGCUUGGAAUUUCUCAUCCUACUACAUUUACAUAUGCUCAAACUUUGGUACUUACAAGUUUUUUAUUGUUAAUGAAAACUUAUGAGGUGAAAGUUCAAACGUCUCGUUUUUAUUGGUUGUUUUUUGAUACAGCAAGUAACGAGUUACUUACUGUACUGAUAAUUUUUCUGUGAGAAUGAAGUGCCUUAAAAUUUAUAAUUAGGAUAAUAUUUUGAUUUGAGAUUUUUAUAAUAACUUAUUUUUUUGGGAUAUUGCAUUAUAUGAAACUAAUUUUAGUACGUAGUGAUAGUUAAUUUAACAUUGUGAUAAGUUUCAGUUUUGUGUAGGCCUGGGCUUAGAUCUUGAGUGAUCCAAUAUCACAUGAUCUAAAACCUAAGCAGUCUACAAUAGCCUAGUGAUUGGAAACUUUCAAUACGAGUUUAAUUUGACAAACGCCCAAUGUGCAGAAAAUAAAAUUAGGACUUGCUACAAAAAUAGAAUUAAACUGAUGUUUUUUCCAUCAGAUUUGUAAAUUGAAACCCUCUCUUUGAAUAUGAAAAGUAAGGGUCGAGUGAUUAACUGGACAUAAAGGUUCACUUUUGAUCACUCGCAUCAUAGGAAAUGAAUUAUCUUAUACUUCAUUUCACUAAUGGUUGUGAAUUACAUACGUUUGUAUUACCAUAUCACGUGCAAUAUGAAAAUGAUUUACGAUGGUAUGUUUUUCUUUAGGAAAACUGAUCUACAAAAUAAAUUUCGUUGUUUAUUUUCAUAGAAUCAAGAUUUUCAUUGGUGUAAGUUACUAGACUGUGCCUUUAGUAUUAUAAAAUUGACCAAGUAUUCAUUUAAUUAAUUAUGUACCUACUACCUAUAGCUGUCUACUAACCGUCUUGCAACGUUUUUGUUUUAUUAUUUUUUUUUUUUAUUAAAUACUGUUUGUUUUAUACUAAAUAUUUUAGUCUGUCAGUAUUAUUGUUAGCAAUUCGAAGUUUUUCAACUGAUUUAUUGUACUACUGUGAUUUUACAAAGUUUAAAUUUUAUUUUUCAUAAAUAUUGUAUUUUUUACAAACUGUUUUUAUCAGAGUAUUAUAGACUCGUUUUAUCAAUAAAUUACUGAGAUUUCUGAUUCCUCUGCUGGAAUACUAACAUUAUCAAUUUUGUUUUUUGUUUUUCUUCAGUUAGUUCGGUAACAGUGUUGUGUGAUACUUAUUAACAGUUUUGUAAAUUGUAUGGUAAUGUAGUAUUGUAGUAUAAUAAAUAUUUAUUCUAUUCUAAUGGUUGUAUUUUAGUUAUUCGAUGAAUAGAUUAGGUAUUCAUCAUUGCAGACAGGGUAGGUUUUGUUUGGGAAGUGAAGAAGGUUGUUCGUAAGAUCUUGAAGUGCGAAUGAUGAUGGUAUCAAUAAUGCAAUGUAAUCAACUAUCAAGUAAUAGGAUCAAAUUUAUUUUGAAAGAUUUUAUUGGAUUAUUUAUUUGACAAAGUAUGCAUCAUAGUAUGUAGGUGUAGGUAUUGUACCAUAAAUGAGUGAGCGCCGAAUACUUUUUAAAAACCAUGAUGAUUAUACAUUUUUUCCGGAGGUUAUUACUUCAUUAGUGUAAUUCAUCUCAUUUUGAUCUUAUUUUUCAGAUUUCUCAACAGAAAAACAAUUUGUAACGAUGAAAAAUUGAAAGCAACAUUUUCAGAAUCAGUAUGAACACCAGCAAUGUGUACAUUUAUCCAGGUGUAUCAAGAUAGGUAUGUAUUAUUUACAUUGAAAUUUGAAAGAUUCAUGGUGUGCCAUGCCAUGUGUGCCUUUAUUAUGGCACAUUGCAAAAUGAGUACCCAUGAAUACUAUAUGAAUACACUUUUCCAGAACAAAAUUUUUAUUUUAAAUGUAAAUUAUACUUAUCCAAUGUAAAACACAAGAUUAUUCGUAUACCAGGGUUUGAUUGAGAUAUCAGAGUUGUAUUGAUUUAUUGGAAUUCGGCGUUGAAUUUUUUAAGCUUUUAUAUUUUUAUAUUGUAAAGUAAACUAAAAACUGAAAUUUUCAAGUAAAAAUA
Messenger RNA from Planococcus citri (citrus mealybug), 5519 nucleotides. RefSeq names its product Egl_like_exo domain-containing protein (gene egl). The transcript has 7 exons. The record is from RefSeq and is a predicted model, not a curated record. Bases 275 to 2731 code for a protein of 818 amino acids. Gene Ontology annotation, biological process: nucleobase-containing compound metabolic process. Lineage: Eukaryota; Metazoa; Arthropoda; Insecta; Hemiptera; Pseudococcidae. Gene Ontology annotation, molecular function: 3'-5' exonuclease activity; nucleic acid binding.